Phragmites australis (common reed) is the source of this 1379-nucleotide messenger RNA. Its product is annotated as aquaporin NIP1-2-like. The transcript has 5 exons. The record is from RefSeq and is a predicted model, not a curated record. Gene Ontology annotation, molecular function: channel activity. The coding region runs from base 260 to 1063 and encodes 267 amino acids. Gene Ontology annotation, biological process: transmembrane transport. NCBI's taxonomy places the organism in Eukaryota, Viridiplantae, Streptophyta, Magnoliopsida, Poales, Poaceae. Gene Ontology annotation, cellular component: membrane.
GCUUACGUAAAUCCUCAUAAACAAUUCAUGUUUAUCUCUUGUUUGUUCAGUAGGUUUCGUUUUGGCACACGACACAAAUUGUAGAGUAGAUGGUCAAUCCAAGACAAUUGCAUCUUAGCAGGAUGCAGCACCACUUGCUAUUAAAAACCAGAGCUACACGGAGUAGAGUAGGGUGUCUUUGUACACAACAGAAAGGCAUGAUACCAUUGAGGUAGAAGGAUAGAAGGCUGGGCGAGAGGUGGGAGGGAGCACCGGAGCCAUGGAAGAAGGGCGGGACGGCGGGGAGGCGAGGUACGAGAGUUCAGAGGAUGGAAGCGCUAGCGGCAACGACAUGAUCUCCGUCCAGUUCAUGCAGAAGAUCGUUGCAGAGAUUUUGGGGACCUACUUCAUGAUCUUCGCGGGUUGCGGCUCCGUGGUGGUGAACCUGAGCACCAAGGGCACGGUGACGUUCCCGGGCAUCUGCGCCGUGUGGGGGCUCGUCGUGAUGGUCCUGGUCUACUCCGUCGGCCACAUCUCCGGCGCGCACUUCAACCCCGCCGUGACCAUCGCCUUCGCCACGUGUGGACGCUUCCCCUGGAAGCAGGUGCCGUCGUAUGCGGUGGCUCAGGUGCUGGGAUCCACCCUGGCCAGCCUGACGCUGCGCGUGGUGUUCGGGGGCGCCACGGCGCACGAGCACUUCUUCGGGACGGCGCCGUCGGGGUCGGACGCGCAGGCGGUGGCGCUGGAGUUCGUCAUCUCCUUCUACCUCAUGUUCGUCGUCUCCGGGGUCGCCACGGACAACAGAGCUAUUGGUGAGCUGGCAGGCCUUGCCGUCGGUGCCACCGUCCUGCUCAACGUGCUCUUCGCCGGGCCCAUAACGGGGGCGUCGAUGAACCCAGCGCGGAGCCUGGGCCCGGCGAUCGUGGCCGGCCGGUACAAAGGCAUCUGGGUGUACAUGAUUGGGCCGGUUUGCGGUACGGUGGCGGGCGCGUGGGCCUACAACCUCGUCCGCUUCACCGACAAGCCGCUCCGGGAGAUCACCAAGAGCGGCUCCUUCCUCAGGAGCGCUCGCAUCAGCAGCUAGCUCGGCUCCCUGUCGUCGGCCGGCCUCCACAACCUAUUUUUACAAAUCUGUUCUUGCUUUUAUAUAUAUAUAUAUAAUUAUGCAUGUUUAACUAAGAAAAACUUUGUUCAAUUAUUUACUUGUGAAAAACUUCAUGUCAUGUGUUAAUAGGCAGCUAGCUAGCUGCAGUACAUACACCAGCAGCUAGCGUCGUAUAUUCCUCUAUUCUUUUUUCCUCCGUGAUUACCGUGUACAGGUUUACGCGCGUACGCAUGCAUGUGCGGCAACAUGGAGCACCAGCCUAGCUCCAUGCAAUACAGCUCAAGACCACUAGUUA